Molecule: messenger RNA, 999 nt
Organism: Plasmodium knowlesi strain H
Lineage: Eukaryota; Apicomplexa; Aconoidasida; Haemosporida; Plasmodiidae
Product: conserved Plasmodium protein, unknown function
Exons: 4
Coding region: 1-999 (332 amino acids)
Source: RefSeq, a predicted model, not a curated record
AUGCCACGCAUAAAGGAAGCCCUUCUCAUCUUAUACUUGGCGCUCCUGCCCCCCUUCUCUCUCAUCUUUCCUAUGCUCAAAACCAAGUGUGUGUACGUAGGAAAGGACUACCUGCAAGACCUCCAAAAAAUGGGCAUAUUUGAAAAAAAUAGCUCAAAAAUAAGAAAGGAGGUCUUCGAAAGCAUAAACCGUACGCACGAAACCUACUCGUCGUGCAGAACCUGCAUCAAGCUGAUUCAGUUGAUAGGGAAAAUAAUCGAAAAGAAAAAAGAACCAUAUGUAGAUAUAGCCAUAGAGGAUACACUGGAAACGAACUUGUGUGACUCCAACCUUUGGCACGAACAUUUCAAUUACGACGAACUGUUGUAUAGUGAACAUAUCCUCAAUUAUUGCAAGGUUACAUUGAACGUCACUAGGGAUAGCAUAGAAAAGCAUAUAUACCAGUUUUACAACAAAGAGGAAUUAUUUUACCGGACAGUAUGCUUACAUAUCAACCCAGUAUGCAAAACUGCCAUUGAGGAAGAGAGAAUUAAUAUCAGUACGGAAUCCAAAGUUAAACUGAUAUACCAGUUAUACUGUGACUACUUAACUGGACAGGAACACUAUAGCCAAACGACCCAAGGCGUGCCAUAUAAGAAAAUUGAAUCCGCAGACAACUCAAAGUUAACCCUCAUGAGAAGCGACUACACACUUGUCCAAUCCGAAAUUGGGACAAUGCACCAUAAAAAAUUGGCUGACGAUUUUGCAGCAGGGAAAUUGAGACUGCUUCGAAUUAGUGAGCUUGCUGACGACGUAUUGGAGGUUUUCCUGCGGAUGAAGGAGCAGGACGUUUUCAAGUUCCUAUUUUACUGCCAAUCGUGUGAAGACCACAUACUGGAAGUCAAAAUUAAAAUACACCGUGUAUCGGACAAUAUAGAUUCCAUCAUUAAAGAAAGUUACCAACAUAAUUUGAUCGAUAAUGACAGGCAUUUUUUGCUAUACAAACGGCCCGUUACAUGA